GAAAUGCUGCUUGAGUUCAACAUCAGUCACCACGAUGAAGCCGAUCAUAGUAGUGUUACUCGCGUGCCUUGUGGCACUAGUGUCCAGCGCUUCUUACAUGAACAGAAAUGUAAAGUACGCUGAAACCGAGUUUCUGGAGAAACAGCAAUUCGUUUUCGACAUCCUUCAACAUGUGCACCAAAAUGUAGUUUUAUUGCCGAAAUACAAGGAUGGAAAAGACUUCGAUAUCCAAAACUACUAUGAUCACUACAACCAUGUGGAAUUGGUCAAGGAAUUCUACGAAUGGCAUACGAAGAGUCCAGUGCCAGUAGGAGAGAUCUUCACCUUGUUCAACGAACACCAUGUGGAGUACGCUAAGAGGUUGGUUUACGCUUUCGUUCUGGCCAAGGAUUGGGACACCUUCUACAAAACUGUUGUCUGGGCUCGUUGGCAUGUAAACAAAGAAGUUUUUGUCUACGCUCUGUCCAUCGCAGUGAUUCAUCGUACCGAUCUUCAAGGACUUGUCCUUCCAGCCAUCUACGAAAUCUUCCCGUACUACUUCUUCAAUUCUGAAACUAUCCAAAAGGCUCAACACUACAAGAUGCAAGGAUUUGAUGGAGUCAAGAAGGUAGAAGGCGUUUACAAUGUUGUAAUUCCUUCAAAUUAUUCUGGAGUGCAUGGCCAAGUGAACGAUGAAAACCUCGUAUCCUAUUUCACUGAAGAUAUUGGACUAAAUGCUUUCUACCAAUACUACAACUUAGAUUACCCCUACUGGACAUCGGGUGCAGUUAAAGGAGACUUCGUGAAAGACCGCCACGGGGAGUUCUACUUUUCAGUUCAUCAGCAAUUGUUGGCUCGUUACUACAUGGAACGCUUAUCCAAUAGUCUGACUGAUAUUGAAGAAUUCAACUUUAACACAGAAACUUUCCCAGGAUAUUUCUCAGGGCUUCGUUACUAUUCAGGUGUUCACUUCCCAGAUCGUGAAAAUGGCUACGGAUUCUAUCAUUCUGGUAAUUUCUACAAUAUCGAUUUAGUUACUCUUUACAGUCAUCGCAUUUAUGACGUCAUCGAUUAUAAUUUUGCUCUUCUUCCUGACGGCAAACAUUUUGAGUUGAAAGAUGUCAAAGUGGCACUCGAAACGCUUGGAAACAUCGUGCAAGGAAAUAAGGACAGCGUUAAUCCACAACUCUAUGGUAGCAUGGAUCACAUACUUCGCGACAUAAUCAAUGAAGGUUUCCCUGCUGGCCAUCAUGGAGAAGACGUUCCUGGUGUUAUGUACCACUACUCAACCUCCAUUCGAGAUCCCGCCUUUUUCCACAUGUACAAAUUUAUUCUGAGGUUCUACUGGCGCUACCUCGACCGUCUGCCAUCCUAUACAAAGAGUGAACUACAAUUUGACGGCGUUAAGAUCACAGGAGUUGAAAUGGAUAAACUUGUAACAUUCUUCGAUAAAUUCUAUGCCGAUAUUACCAACGCCGUUGAUGUUGAACCUUACGAUGUCAGCAAAGGUACUGAAUUGUACAAAUUUGGUCGCACUGCCAGUUACGAUGGACACGACUUCGUUAUCAAGGCUCGCCAGCAACGUCUCAACCAUUUGCCAUUCACAUUCAAACUUUCCGUUAGUUCUACCAAGCCACAAAAGGCCGUUGUGAAAGUGAUGAUCGGUCCGAAAUACGAUGUCUAUGGCAAGAAAAUCGACAUCAACGUAAACCGUAAGAACUUCUUUGAAUUGGACUACUUUUUGGUCGACCUCGUUGAAGGCGAAAAUGUCAUCACCCGUAGUUCAACCGACUACUCGUGGUAUGUGAAUGAUCGCACCACAUACUAUGAACUGUACAAGAAACUCUUCCAAGCUGUCAACAGUCAUGAAAAGUUCCCUCUGGAUAUGUCAGAGGCUCACUGCGGAUUCCCAAGUCGCUUGAUGCUGCCAAAGGGCAAGAAGGGCGGUAUGCCAUUCCAAUUCUUCUUCUACGUGGCUCCUUACCAUGAACCAGCCCUGAAACAAUUCAGCGGCUUCGAUCCUGCUAUUUCCUGUGGAAUCGGGUCAGGUUCAAGAUAUUUAGAUGAUACCACCCUCUUGUACCCGCUUGAUCGUGUGAUUGACGUCAAGAAUUGGUACGUGGACAACAUGUACUAUUUCGACACAAUGAUCUUCCAUAAGUCUGAAGUUGACAUUAAUGCAGUGCAGGUAUAAAUUUUUGUUGUUGUUUAUUGUUAUUAUUUUUCUAAAAUGAUGUGAAAAAAAAAAAAA
Molecule: messenger RNA, 2230 nt
Organism: Hermetia illucens (black soldier fly)
Lineage: Eukaryota; Metazoa; Arthropoda; Insecta; Diptera; Stratiomyidae
Product: larval serum protein 2-like
Exons: 1
Coding region: 35-2173 (712 amino acids)
Source: RefSeq, a predicted model, not a curated record